Messenger RNA from Danaus chrysippus (African queen), 729 nucleotides. Lineage: Eukaryota; Metazoa; Arthropoda; Insecta; Lepidoptera; Nymphalidae. The record is from the annotation of a GenBank genome assembly.
AUGGUGACCAUGCAGUUUGAAUACGACCCAGAACGUCUCAUAGAGGAGAUCAAAAAACGUCCCGGUAUAUGGGAUUUUGAUAAUAUAGAAUACAAGACGAAAAGCACGCGGCACAAGUUGUGGGCGGAUGUUGUGAACGAACUUAUAAAAGACGAUGUUACGAUAACGAAGAGCGAGAGGAGAGAACUAGAAAUACAACUUCAGAAGAAAUGGAAAGGCAUCAGGGACUGUUUCCAGAAAUACUUAACGAAUCCUAACAAAUCAAAACGUCCAUACUUAUAUAGCAGACAAUUACAAUUCCUAUUCAAAGACUCAAAGGACACGCAAAACAACGAAGCCGGUUCAAGCGAAUCAGAGGAAGGUCGGACUAAGACUGUAUGGAAACCCACGAAAAAACUAAGUCUCAAGAAAGAGGGCUUUAGUGAGGAGUAUCAAGCCGUGAAAAGUAUCGACAACGAUGAUUAUCGAUCAAACGAGGAAGUAUCGAUGGAAGUGCCAGUCAAACACAGCGGUGGGCAUGGUAAAAAUGCAACAGAAGAAUUCGCUUUCGCAUGUGUAGACACACAGAAUAGAACAGAACAGGAAGAUCCGGACAAACUUUUCCUUUUAUCACUUCUACCACAUAUAAAGACUAUACCAGAGGAGAUGCGAUUAAACGUCAAAAUGGACAUCAUGCAAGUACUGAGAAAUGGAAAUUAUCAAUCGGUUUCUGGACACGACAUAAUUUGA